Molecule: messenger RNA, 1439 nt
Organism: Epinephelus lanceolatus (giant grouper)
Lineage: Eukaryota; Metazoa; Chordata; Actinopteri; Perciformes; Serranidae
Gene: clnk
Product: cytokine dependent hematopoietic cell linker
Biological process (GO): cell surface receptor protein tyrosine kinase signaling pathway; intracellular signal transduction
Source: RefSeq, a predicted model, not a curated record
GCAGCCCAGGUGUUUCUGUGUGUCUCUGUGAGGGAAAGAAAAACUGCACACUAUCUAUUUCUGUAACCAAAUAGGCAGAAAUUGCUGGACACCCACUGAGGCAGUUGUGCUCGUUGUGCAAGUCAUCUGAAAAGCCCCUCGUUAGCUGCAGAGAGAGAGAGGCAACAGCCAUGAGUCUGCUGUGAUAAUGGAGAGCAACAGGACAGGCAGGAAAAGAAAUCAAAGAUGCUGUAACCAUAACAACGUCGCAGAGCCUGAGUAUGACGUGGUCGAUGACCAAGAGGAAGUGCUGCAUGUGCGCAUACUUCCUGCGAGGCCCAUACAUGAUGAGAGAGAGUAUGCAGACAGGGAUCUUCCAAGGUCAUCGUCCUCUCAGAGCCUUUCAUCACUCUCCACUGGUACCGCCAACACCCCCCCAAGGCAAACCACACAUAAUACAGGACCUGCAAUAAAUAGAGACCUGAAGCCAGGCAGAAAAAAGACCAGAUUCGAAAAGAGGCCUGCACCUUUGCCGCCAGCAGAACAGCUCUCACGCAGGCAAUCUCCAUCACCUCCACCAUUUAUCUCGGAGUUGGUGAAUCACUUGCCCGGGCUGACUCUACACGAACCCUGCAGGAGGAAUGGGCAGAAAGCAACUAGAAAAGCAGAAUUCAGCUCACAAACCAGAGGUCUACACAGUGCUGAAAGCGAUCCAUCCCUUCAUACCCAUUACAGGCAUUCCUUGGAUUUGGAAAGUCAGAUUAUAGACACAAGGUCACAACAAGAUUUCGAAAGGGUGCCAUCAAAACGUCAUCACCAUGAAUGGCCUCAGACUAAAGAAGACUUUGACCAGCAUGACUUUGUUCCAAAGGAGAAGCCUCAACAGACAUACUGUGAAGACUGGUACGUUGGGGACUGUACUCGAGCAGAUGCUGAGCACGCUUUACACCUGGUAAACAAGGAUGGAGCAUUCUUGAUACGAGAUUGCUCCGUCAACACCAACAGUGAGCCCCUGGUAUUGGUUGUGUAUCACGAGAAGAAGGUUUAUAAUGUAAAAAUACGGUUCAUCGAGAGCACUGGCAAGUACGCCCUGGGAACAGGACAACGAUCAAAUGAUAUGUUUGACUCUGUUGCAGACAUCAUCAAGUUUCAUUCCAUAUUCCCAAUAAUACUCAUCAGCGGGAGAAAUAUGCCCUCAAGCAAAUACCCAGAAAACUGCGUGCUGACAUUUCCAGUAACGAGGAGGGAUGUUGACCAGCUGCUGCAAUAACACAUGAACCAUUCCAGCACAGAUUAUCUGUUCAGUCCCAUCUGGUUGUAACCCACAACAUCCACUGAGGUUUAUCAUGAGCAUGUUAGGGAAAAGCUCGCUGUGUAUACAAAUUGGGAAAGUGUGUGCCUGUGUCAGUAAAUAAAAAGAUUUAUCUAAGUCUACAAAUAAAUAUUAUUUUCAUUAUCAA